CUCUCUCCAUUAAUUGAAACAACCCAAGUUGCCUUUCAAAUUUUGUGUGUUUCUCCAAGUGAACCCUCCAAAACAAAAGAAAAAAAAACAAAACCCAUUUCAUAUUCAAUCCCACUUCCAUUAAAAAGACAAGAUUCUGGCCGCACACGGUGGAGAUCGCAGCUACGGCCGCCAUGACAAGCAAUGGGAUGGCGUUUUUUCCAGCAAAUUUCAUGCUACAAACUUCCCAUGAAGAUCAUGAUCAUCAUCACCACUCUUCUCCUCCAUCUCUCAACCCAAUUCUUCCUUCUUGCACAUCCCAAGAUUUUCAUGGAGUUGCAUCAUUUCUAGGAAAACGAUCCAUGUCGUUUUCAGGGGCGGAAAUGGUGGAAGAAGGAAAUAACGGUGAGGAUGAAUUUUCUGAUGAUGGGUCACAGGCAGGUGAGAAAAAGAGGAGACUCAACAUGGAGCAAGUGAAAACACUAGAGAAAAAUUUCGAACUGGGAAAUAAGCUUGAGCCUGAGAGAAAAAUGCAGCUGGCUAGAGCCCUUGGUCUACAGCCAAGACAGAUUGCUAUUUGGUUUCAAAACAGGAGGGCUCGGUGGAAGACUAAGCAGCUAGAGAAAGACUACGAUCUUCUCAAGAGACAAUUUGAAGCUAUCAAAUCAGAUAACGAAGCCCUCAAAUCCCAGAACCAAAAGCUUCAAGCAGAGAUAAUGGGACUAAAAAGUAGAGAGCCAACAGAAUCAAUCAACCUGAACAAAGAAACAGAGGGGUCUUGCAGUAACAGAAGUGAAAACAGCUCUGAUAAUAUUAAAUUGGACAUCUCAAGAACACCUGCCAUCGACAGCCCUCAUCAGCAUCAGCACCCAACAAACAGGCCUCUUUUUCCCACGUCUUCCUUGAGGCCUCCAGCUUUGGCUCAGCUCUUUCAAACCUCCUCAAGAUCAUCAGACCCACCAAAGCAACUUGAUAACAACAACCACCACCACCACCACCACCAUCAUCAUCAAAUGCCCAAAGAAGAAAACACCAGCUUGUCCAAUAUGUUCUGUGGAAUGGAUGAUCACUCUGGCUUCUGGCCUUGGUUGGAGCAGCAACAUUUCAACUGAUCAUCAUCAUCAUCAUCUCAUCAUCUCAUCAUCUCAUCAUCAUCUCUCAUCUCCUCCCCAUAAUAUCAAAAAAAGAAAAAAAAAAAAGAAAAAAAAAAGAAAUAUUAAUAAUGUCAUAAUAUUAAUAUGCUUAAUUUAAUUGGAUUUUUCUCAGAGAAAUAUCAAGUUGCUGUCCUGCUUUUUCCUCUCUCUCUAUCUUUCAUUUAUCUUCUUCUUUCAGAUCUCAACUUGAAGGGUUGUGUUUUUUGGUGUUAAA
Messenger RNA from Cucurbita pepo subsp. pepo (vegetable marrow), 1347 nucleotides. Its product is annotated as homeobox-leucine zipper protein ATHB-13. Gene Ontology annotation, cellular component: nucleus. NCBI's taxonomy places the organism in Eukaryota, Viridiplantae, Streptophyta, Magnoliopsida, Cucurbitales, Cucurbitaceae. The record is from RefSeq and is a predicted model, not a curated record. Gene Ontology annotation, molecular function: sequence-specific DNA binding; DNA-binding transcription factor activity, RNA polymerase II-specific. Gene Ontology annotation, biological process: positive regulation of DNA-templated transcription.